Molecule: messenger RNA, 344 nt
Organism: Staurois parvus
Lineage: Eukaryota; Metazoa; Chordata; Amphibia; Anura; Ranidae
Source: the annotation of a GenBank genome assembly
UCAUGCUGCUGCCAGGUCCAGAGUGUCUCAUGGGUCCCUGUACGGCCUCCCAUUGCUGCUGUCUCCAUCGCCACACUCUGCCAUGUGCCACUUUCAGGUCUCCUCACACUGCUGGUGUGGUUCCAUUUUGUCAUAGGGUGCUGGCAGAUUACGGGCCUCCCAUUGCUGCUGCCAGGCCCGUAAUCUGCCAUGGGCCCCCGUACCGCCUCCUCAUGCUGCUGCCAGGUCCAGAGUCUCUCAUGGGUCCCUGUACGGCCUCCCAUUGCUGCUGUCUCCAUCGCCACACUCUCUGCCAUGUGCCACUUUCAGGUCUCCUCACACUGCUGGUGUGUUCCAUUUUGUCA